Pipistrellus nathusii (Nathusius's pipistrelle) is the source of this 363-nucleotide messenger RNA. The record is from the annotation of a GenBank genome assembly. NCBI's taxonomy places the organism in Eukaryota, Metazoa, Chordata, Mammalia, Chiroptera, Vespertilionidae.
AUGGUAGAUGUAGGAAGCCUGUUGCAAAAAUUGGAAAAGAGUGAAAAAGUCGGAGCUGAAGUAGAGCAGAAGGUACAGUUACUAGAAGAGAAAACAGAUGAAGAUGAAAAAACCAUAUUACAUUUGGAGAAUUCCAACAGAAGCUUCUGUGGUGAACUCAGAGAAAUUAAAAAGGACCUUGGUCAGUUACAAGAUAACUUAACAAUUUCAGAAAAUAUGAAUUUGCAAUUUGAAAACCAACUGAAUAAGACAAUCAGAAACUUAUCCACAGUAAUGGAUGAAAUCCACACUGUUCUCAACAAGGAUAAUGUGAAGAGUGAAGAUAAAGAUCAGAAAUCCAAGGAGAAUGGUGCAAGUGUAUGA